Molecule: messenger RNA, 1080 nt
Organism: Lodderomyces beijingensis
Lineage: Eukaryota; Fungi; Ascomycota; Pichiomycetes; Serinales; Debaryomycetaceae
Source: the annotation of a GenBank genome assembly
AUGAUGAUACAACCACAUAAGCUCCUACUCAGAAGCACGCGUCCGAGGCGUCUACUAAAGCAAUGCCGGCGUACCGUAAAGACUUCGCCAACAGACUGGAAACCCGUGAAUUCCGUGCCUGGAAACUUGCGAACCAUAGCUCACCAGGCCAAGAUACCAAUCAUAAGAAGAGUGCUCCUCUCGCUAAUGGUGGCGAUGCCCGUUGUUGCAUUUGGAUUGGGCUGUUGGCAAGUCAAGCGUCUCGAAUGGAAAACCGAGCUUAUCGCCAAGUGUGAAAAUAAUCUCGCGGCACCCGUGAUUGAAAAAUUACCACCUAAUUUGGACGUCGAUGCAAUUAACAAUGAGUUUGAAUACCGGAGGUUUAAAUGUCGCGGCCAUUUCAACUAUGAACAGGAGAUGUUCUUAGGUCCAAGAAUGAAGGAUGGUGCGUUGGGCUAUUUGGUUGUUACUCCAUUUGUAAGAGCUGAUGGCGGUAAACCCAUCUUGAUUGAGCGUGGGUGGAUUCUCAAGGACAAGGUUAUUCCACUGGAAAGAAACAAGGGCUACUUGUCGUAUUUGGCCUUCCCGCAAGGCGAAAUUGAAAUAGAGGCGUUGUUUAGAAACAUGCCGCGCAAGAGUAAUUUGCAAUUUGAUCAUGAACAGGGCAGGAAAUUGUUCAAUGUUAUCGACGUGCCCGCAAUGGCAGCUCAAAGUGACGCCUUGCCCAUUUACUGCCAGAUGAUUUAUGACUUGGGCAACCAUUUGGAGUACAAAAAGGAUGCUGAGCUGAAGGAGAAACCUUCCAAGUUUUGGAGCGCCCUUUUUUCUUCCAGCAAAUCAAAAACACCGGAAGCUGAGUCUCUAGACGAUGAAUAUACCCAUUUCCAAGAGUUUGAAUUUGUGAAGCAAGGCGUGCCGAUAGCGCAAAAGCCAACAAUCAAGUUUUCCAAUAACCAUUUACAAUACCUCAUCACCUGGUUUGGUGUCUCCGUGGCCAGUUCAGCUUUAUUCGUCUGGCACAUUUGGAGAAGCAAGCAAUACCUGAGCGCCGACAAGGUGAUUGCUAAAAAGAGAAAAGACAUGAAGAGCAUCCACUACUGA